This is a messenger RNA of Zea mays, 1482 nucleotides long. RefSeq names its product 1-aminocyclopropane-1-carboxylate oxidase. The transcript has 3 exons. The record is from RefSeq and is a predicted model, not a curated record. Lineage: Eukaryota; Viridiplantae; Streptophyta; Magnoliopsida; Poales; Poaceae. The coding region runs from base 123 to 1055 and encodes 310 amino acids.
CCGCUUCUCCUUGUAAUAAUCCUUCUUCUGCCUCCCGAGCUCUCGCCAUUAAUUGUCCAUCGAAUCGAUCCAUAUAUACAGCUAACCAGCCAAUUCUCAGAAAGGAGCUAUCCCUUGCGGCUAUGGCGGCCAUCCCCGUGAUUGACUUCUCCAAGCUGGAGGGCUCCGAGAGGGCCGAGACAAUGGCGGCCAUCGCCGCCGGGUUCGAGCACGUGGGGUUCUUCCAGCUGGUGAACACCGGCAUCCCCGACGAGCUGCUGGAGAGAGUGAAGAAGGUGUGCAGCGACUGCUACAAGCUGCGGGACGAGGCAUUCAUGGACUCCAACCUCGCGGUGAAGGCGCUCGCCGAGCUCGUGGACAAGGAAAGCGAGGGCGGCGCCCCUAUGAGAAAGAUCGAGGGCAUGGACUGGGAGGACGUCUUCACCCUCCAUGACGACCUGCCAUGGCCUUCCAACCCUCCCGCCUUCAAGGAGACGAUGAUGGAGUACCGCAAGGAGCUGAGGAAGCUGGCGGAGAAGAUGCUGGGCGUGAUGGAGGAGCUGCUGGGGCUGGAGGAGGGACACAUCAGGAAGGCCUUCACCAACGACGGCGAGUUGGAGCCCUUCUACGGCACCAAGGUCAGCCACUAUCCGCCGUGCCCGCGGCCCGACCUCGUCGACGGCCUGCGCGCGCACACCGAUGCCGGCGGCCUCAUCCUGCUGUUCCAGGACGACCGCUUCGGCGGCCUGCAGGCGCAGCUUCCCGACGGCAGCUGGGUCGACGUCCAGCCCCUAGACAACGCCAUCGUCGUCAACACCGGCGACCAGAUCGAGGUGCUGAGCAACGGCCGGUACAAGAGCGCGUGGCACCGCAUCCUGGCCACCCGCGACGGCAACCGCCGCUCCGUCGCCUCCUUCUACAACCCAGCGCGCCUGGCCACCAUCGCUCCGGCGAUCCCCGCCGCCGACAACUACCCGAGCUUCGUGUUCGGCGACUACAUGCAGGUGUACGUCAAGCAGAAGUUCCAGGCCAAGACGUCCAGGUUCGCGGCCAUGGCGACGACGACGACCAAGUGAUUUGCAGCGUCAUGGUCUCAGCUUGCAAUGCGAGCCUACAUAACUAUUCAGUCAUGUAAUCGCGGGACUAAUACUGUACGGUCUUGUACCAUAUGUAUAGGUUGUUAAGUGUGUGGUUUAGGGCAUGUUUGGUUUGAUGCCUAAGUUGCUACAAUUUGUCUAACUUUUCUGUCUAAGGUUAGUUCUUCAAUUCGAACGACUAACCUUAGUCAAAAUGUGGCACAUUUAGACACGAACCAAACAACCCCUUAAUGUGUGUAGAAUGGACGUGUCAUAAUACAAAUAGUUGGUGUGCAUGCACUGCAGCGAGCCGUCACAAGAAUUUAUAUCAAAUUGUGACAGAUAAGCAGCUCGCGGUGAGCCAUGGCCAACGGGUGCCAGGGUGCGAGAGUGAUUUGUAUUAAAAUGGCAUAUGUGAUCAAGUGGU